Molecule: messenger RNA, 1881 nt
Organism: Lodderomyces orthopsilosis Co 90-125
Lineage: Eukaryota; Fungi; Ascomycota; Pichiomycetes; Serinales; Debaryomycetaceae
Gene: SGE1
Product: Sge1p
Exons: 1
Coding region: 1-1881 (626 amino acids)
Biological process (GO): transmembrane transport
Cellular component (GO): membrane
Molecular function (GO): transmembrane transporter activity
Source: RefSeq, a predicted model, not a curated record
AUGGAACUAGCGCAAAAUAAGACCUCAUUGAGCAAAGCACAAUCACCAAUGCCAUCAGAACCGUCAACUCACACAAGCGAAAGAGAAAAUUCUGAAAUCGAUGACGAAAUAGCCAUUAAACAACAUAAACAAGAGAAAUACACUGAAGCAGAUGCAGGUGAUGGAACAAAAGCUCAUGAACAGUAUCUUACCGGUGUACCGUUGUUUCUCACUAUUUUAUCAUGCAUUGUCACAUUAUUCAUUGCUGCAUUAGAUCAAACCAUUGUGUCAACUAUAUUGACCACAGUAGGCAACCAUUUCAACUCAUUUGAGAAAGUUGGAUGGUUAACUUCUGGUUUCAUGCUACCGAUGGCCUGUUUGAUUCCAUCUUAUGGUAAAAUUUCAAUCGCAUUUGGUCGAAAAGCCACACUUAUAGCAGGGAUUGUAAUCUUCGAAAUAGGAUCAUUAAUUUCAGCCCUUGCAAAUUCAAUGAGCUUGUUAAUUGGUGGUCGUGUAAUUCAAGGUAUAGGUGGUGGUGCUAUUCAAAGCAUGGUGAUGGUUAUAUUGACGGAGAGUGUACCAAUAUCGAGACGAUCGUUAGUGUUUGCAUCAGUAUCAGUGGUGUGGUCUACUUCAAGUGUCCUUGGUCCUAUAAUUGGCGGUGCCUUGGAAAAGAUCACUUGGAGAUGGUGUUUUUACAUAAAUUUGCCGAUUGGAGGUGUUAGUUUACUUGUACUUAUAUUUGGUUUCAAUCCACCAAAACCGAAAGGGAAUAUUCGUGAGAAGUUGUCAACCAUUGAUUACGUUGGUACAUUUUUUAUGACACUGGGACUAGUUUUGGUUCUUUUGGGAUUGACGUUUGGUGGAGUUGACUAUCCUUGGAAAUCAGCGGCUGUUAUAUGUUUAUUCACCGUAGGUGGGGUGUUGCUCACUGUGUUUGCAGUGUGGAACUUCCGUUAUUCACCGAAUCCAAUAAUAUUGGCGGAUUUUGUUAAGUCAUUCACUACAAUGACUGCUUUGAUUAGUGCCAUGUUCAAUUUUGGAUUUUUCAUAUCCAACUUGACUUAUUUAGCUGUCUAUUUCCAGGUAGUGUUCAAUGCAAGCUCCUUACAAUCAGGAAUAGACUUGCUACCUCUAGUCGUUUCUGUUACUAUUGCAUCAUUGGCCAAUUCCAUGUUUAUCAACUUGACGAAGAAUGUCAAGAUUACCAUGAUUGUAUCUGGAGUGUUGAGUCCCCUAGGAUCUGGACUUUUAUUAUUAUUGGACAAAAACUCAAGCGUCGGAAAAAGGAUUGGUAUUUUGUUAGUUUCUGGUAUAGCAAUUGGCUUGCAGUUUCAGAGCUCCACCUUGAGUGCACAAUUAGUAGCUCCAAAAGACGUUCCGGGAGCACUUAUUUUGGUGACUGUCUUGCUUAAUUUUGCUAGAGAAUUGGCGUCAACUGUUUCGGUCACAAUCGCACAAUUGUUGUUUCAAGUCACCGGAACUAGAUAUCUCGAAGAUUUGCAACGUGAUAUAAGUAAGAACGUCGAUGGUUAUACAGAGUUUAUCAACAUGCAAGCAAAAUCAUUGAUUUCAAAUCCAAGAUUGAUCAGAAAGUUGCCUACCGAGGUACGAGAAAUGGUUUUGGAUCAAUUUGUUAAAGCGUUGAAAAAUGUAUUCUAUUUUGGAUUGGCUUUAGCUGCUGUGUGUUUUAUUGCAUCAUUAUUUACAACUGGAAAGAAAAUUCCCAAAACAAAAGAUAUCAAAACUGCCGAUAGUGAGGAUGAUCAAGAAGAGCAUAUGGAAGAGAUAAAAGCUCCCAAUGGCACAGAUCAAUUACAGAAUCAGGAGACGACCGUGGAUACUCUGGGCUCACACUUGGAGCGUCGGCUAACAAAAGAAGAUGGGGAAAAUCAACGAUAA